Messenger RNA from Arvicola amphibius (Eurasian water vole), 7479 nucleotides. It is a transcript of the gene Celf2, whose product is annotated as CUGBP Elav-like family member 2. Gene Ontology annotation, biological process: regulation of alternative mRNA splicing, via spliceosome; mRNA splice site recognition. Gene Ontology annotation, cellular component: ribonucleoprotein complex; cytoplasm; nucleus. NCBI's taxonomy places the organism in Eukaryota, Metazoa, Chordata, Mammalia, Rodentia, Cricetidae. The transcript has 15 exons. The record is from RefSeq and is a predicted model, not a curated record. Gene Ontology annotation, molecular function: mRNA 3'-UTR binding. The coding region runs from base 64 to 1644 and encodes 526 amino acids.
CCCUGUUACCCUGUCCAGGCACCUCUGCUCUCGGAUUUGCCUUCCUUCCGCAGCUCUCAGACAAUGGUUUCCCUAAUCUCUGACUUGGACUCCCUGAGAGCCUGGAAAGUGUUAAGAGAGACUGCCACAGAAUUAUCUGGAAGUCCACCAAGUAACGGCACAGCCAACAAGAUGAACGGAGCUUUGGAUCAUUCAGACCAACCAGACCCAGAUGCCAUUAAGAUGUUUGUCGGACAGAUCCCUAGAUCCUGGUCAGAAAAGGAGCUGAAAGAACUUUUUGAGCCUUAUGGAGCUGUCUACCAGAUCAACGUCCUCCGAGACCGGAGUCAGAACCCUCCCCAGAGUAAAGGUUGUUGUUUCGUAACAUUUUAUACAAGAAAAGCUGCACUUGAGGCCCAGAAUGCACUGCACAAUAUUAAAACUUUACCUGGGAUGCAUCAUCCCAUUCAGAUGAAACCUGCAGAUAGUGAAAAGUCAAACGCUGUGGAAGAUCGAAAAUUGUUCAUAGGAAUGGUUUCAAAGAAAUGUAAUGAGAAUGAUAUCAGAGUGAUGUUUUCUCCAUUUGGCCAAAUAGAAGAAUGCCGAAUUCUCCGGGGACCCGACGGGCUGAGUCGAGGCUGUGCGUUUGUCACAUUUUCUACAAGGGCAAUGGCACAGAAUGCAAUCAAAGCCAUGCAUCAGUCUCAGACCAUGGAGGGUUGCUCUUCACCUAUCGUGGUGAAGUUUGCUGACACUCAGAAGGACAAAGAGCAAAGACGCCUCCAGCAGCAGCUUGCACAGCAGAUGCAACAGCUCAACACUGCCACUUGGGGGAACCUGACAGGGCUGGGCGGACUUACCCCACAGUACCUGGCGCUUCUGCAGCAGGCCACCUCCUCCAGCAACCUGGGUGCAUUCAGCGGCAUUCAGCAAAUGGCUGGCAUGAAUGCUUUACAAUUACAGAAUCUGGCAACACUGGCUGCUGCUGCAGCUGCCGCCCAAACCUCAGCCACCAGCACCAAUGCAAACCCUCUCUCUACCACAAGCAGUGCCCUGGGAGCCCUCACAAGUCCCGUGGCUGCUUCAACCCCCAAUUCUACUGCUGGUGCAGCCAUGAAUUCCUUGACCUCUCUUGGAACUCUCCAAGGAUUGGCUGGAGCCACUGUCGGAUUGAAUAAUAUUAAUGCACUAGCAGUUGCUCAAAUGCUCUCAGGUAUGGCGGCUCUGAAUGGAGGACUUGGCGCCACAGGCUUGACGAAUGGCACGGCUGGCACCAUGGACGCCCUCACCCAGGCCUACUCAGGAAUCCAGCAGUACGCGGCAGCUGCACUGCCCACUUUGUACAGCCAGAGCUUGCUGCAACAGCAGAGUGCUGCAGGCAGCCAGAAGGAAGGUCCAGAGGGGGCAAACCUCUUUAUUUACCACCUUCCACAGGAGUUUGGAGACCAGGACAUUCUGCAGAUGUUCAUGCCCUUUGGAAAUGUUAUCUCUGCUAAAGUCUUCAUUGACAAACAGACCAAUCUGAGCAAGUGCUUUGGUUUUGUUAGCUAUGACAAUCCAGUCUCUGCGCAAGCUGCAAUCCAGGCUAUGAACGGCUUUCAGAUCGGCAUGAAACGCUUGAAGGUGCAGCUGAAGCGCUCCAAAAAUGACAGCAAACCUUACUGAUCCUAACCCCAGAAGCUCCCUGCUCUUAUUUUAGCUUUCUUAGGACAUCUUCAUGCCCGUUAGUUCACCGUUUGCCUAGCAUGUCCCUGUGGCGUCUCAAAAAAGUUCCAUCGUCCCGUCAUUGUUUCUGAUGUCUUUCUGACCUCACAUCAUAUUUGGUUCUCCUACUGACCUUUGAUCUAGUUUGACCUUUGAAAUUUGCAUGUGACCUCAUCUAGCUAUGAAUUCUGGGAAGUCAAUGUGAAAAACAUUGCUGCAUUCAUGCAAGACUGAAAUUAUUAGACAAAUUAUAGAAAAAAAACCUGUGGCAAAAAUGUUUUUUUUUCUUAUUUUUUUUUUCAUAAAACAGACUUGAAAGUAUUACACAGGGAUUGGCAUUCUUCCCGGUCACUGGUGACAAUAGCAAUAUGUGUCCAGGGACACAGAAUGUUGGUUUCUAACAGACUACUUCCAAAAACAGUUUGAGAAAAAAAAAACUGUCUGAUUUUAAGUCUCUAGAGGUCUGUAAUAGUUUUUACAUUUUUCAGGCAGUGUAAAGUUUUUGAUAAGGCCAUUUUAGGUGGCUCACUUUCUCAUUAAGAUAUAUAUAUAUAGAACCACUUUUUGUAGAUUAGUAUAAGAAAAAUAUUUACCCUGUUUUGGGGCAAAUGCUACCUAUUUGUGUCACCUUUUGCUGAACUGACUCACAGUUAGACAAUCCAUGGUUUAAUGCACAUGAAAUUACCUAUAUUUUAUACUGUGUCAAUGUACAGGAGAAAGGUCGCUGUAGCUGUCAUGUUGGUGCUUCUGUGGAUUUAGUUGUGGUCUCAUCAUGAGUCUCGAGGUCUUAAUGUCAUUUGUUGAUAAGACAAGCUUAGAAUUGGUUUACUUAAAACAAAACAAAAAAAAGAAUUAAAAAAAAGUUGUUUGCUUAAAAAAAAUAAUUUCAUGUGAGAGAAAAAAAAAACUAUUCCAGAAUAAGUUUUGUGUUGGCUUGAGAAGCAUUGCUGUCACUUUUUUUAUUGUGGAUAUUAGAUGUGUUUGUGUUCAGCAAAAUGUGAUCUGUUUUGUUUUUUCUUUUAAAGAAAAAAGUGAAAACUAUAUAGUGCCAAAUUCCAAAGGUACUUCCUCCCUAGAGCUUCGGUGUGUUUCUUGUGAGAAGUAAUUUGAUAACAUGGGUAUUUUAUUAUGUGUUUUGUAUAAAUCCCUAAUAUUUAAAAAAAAGGUUACAAAGUUUGUUAACUUGCUAUUCUGUGGUCUUGUUGCCUGAAAUUGUUAUUGUUUGUUAUUUCUCUACGCUGUUUUUUGUAAGACAUUGUACAAGUGCCCGUGUCUCACUUUUUACCACUCUGCACAUCAAUGCUGUGAAGGCGACCCUCACAAUGUAUUUUCUUCAUAAUAUCUGCAAACCUCUAAGGUGAGAAAGUCUUGAACUUUUAACCCUUUCUACCCAGAGCUAUCUGGAAUGUUGGUAACUUUUUAUAUUGUCAUCCUUGGGUUGUUUGGGGGUGUUUCUGAUUUGGAUUUUUCCUUCUAUAUAUCUUCUAAGUUCUUAUUUUUGUUUUUUAAGACCCCCCUCCCACCCAAAAACUUUUUCCUAUACCAUUUUUUUAUUUUCUUUUUUAUUCCCCCUCCUUCCUAUUAUCCUAUGCUCCUUUAGUUUCAAUUUAAAAGAUUGAGUUAAACCCUGUGAAGGUAAAAACAGGUAGACUUAGUCCCAACAUAAGCCCUAAAAACACUAUUUGCUUUUUGAGAUCAGGUUUCAUGGUAUGUCCAAGUAUACAAUAUUUCCAUACACCCUGCAGUUAAAUGGCUUUUGUAUGGUCCAAUCUUUCAAGGAAUUUUGCUUUCAUUUCUUAAACACUCCUAAGUAAUGCUGAAUCAGCCAUUGUGCUAGGGAUUCUUGGACUCCAGUGGACACUUGAAUAAGCAAGGUGUCCGUGGGAAAAGCCCACAGGCCUUUCCUUGCCUCUCUGGUUUUCUAGGGUGUUUUGACUUUUGAUUGAACACAUUUAAAGGGGCUGACCAUAUAAGAGGAGCUCAAUUCUGUUCUUCACCAUAGUUACUAACCAAAUACCCAGGACCAGGUCCUGCUGCCACUUUUUAAAGUGCCGUAUUCCGCUGAGUCUGGCUUUGUAUGAACAGAAGUCUUGUUCUGAGAGACCCUAAUGUCAUACCUACAGUCCCAGUCCACACCCAGCCUCGGGUAAAGCAUGCCCUCCCAGCUUCUGGUCUCAGCCCCCCUUUCCUUCUUGCCCACCCCAUGGGUUAGUGUGUGUGUGAAUGUGAUAGCCCUGAGACGGAAAGGAUUAGCCUCUCACAAUGCAAAAAACAAGUUUCCUCCCACAGCACGUGCACUUCCAAUGACAUGAUUCGUGUUACCCACACCUGUUUACUACUGCCGGGGCCUUCCUUCAUCCUUGAGGGCUAUUUUGUACUUUCUGCAGCACUCAGCUUAAUAACAAAGUGGUCACACACAUUUCUCAGUCUCUACUAUAUGGUGGUGUGUAGAUACACGUGUAGAAACACAAGAGAAUACCAGUUGUAUUUCAUAGACCGUCUCAUUCAGAAUCUAUUCAUUUAUCAAUGGCAUAAAUCUCAAAAAAAUCAGACUUUUUUUUUCCCCAUGGAUGCAAACUGCCCUCCUUCCUCUUAACCCACCUGCAGUCCCCCGCAGAGGCUCGGGCCAGGCAGGCACUUUCUGUUGAGUGUUUCUAAUUUUGCAGGCAACCAAGACAGUACAUUGAGGGGGAGGUUUUUGGUUUUGCAUGUUUCAUUGUAAGAAAGAUAACCUUCCUCAGAGACAAACUGUCCUUUAUCUUUCGAUGUCAAAAGGAAAAAGCUGCAAGGGUGUACAGGGCCUGUUUCUGGAAGACAAAACACAGGGAAGCUGCGUUUUUAGGAAUCAAGUGUAGACCAUAGUCUUUCAAACUCACUCAGAGAACUCUGAUCAGAGCGCACCUCCAAGGUGUAACAAGUUCAUCUUUCUUUCACCGCAGGGGUUCUAGUUCUUUGGCUUGUGCUACUCUGGAAUCAUUUACUGUUUCUGUUUUUAUUAUCUUAAGUGCUAAUUAAAAAGAAAUAAAAUUUUAAAAAAAUGUAGUUUCAUUACCUUUUGAAUAAUGUCAUACAAAAAAAUGUAUUUGUGUUUUUUGUGCUGUGGGAAUUGUUGUUUGUAGAUUAAUAAUACCAUUUUGUUUAGAAUUACAAAGUAGUUUUUAAAUAUUGUCUGAGAAAAGCCAAAGUUAAUGCAACCUAGUGGAAACUGUAAGACCAUUUGAGUAUUGUUUCUGUUUUAUUGAUGCAUUUGGAUUUUGUUGUUUGAUGGAAUUUGAGCCAAAAAACAAAAACGCAGGCUUUCCUAUUUCUACACCUGAUUGUACUUAUGCAUUUUGUACCAGUGGGAUUUUUUAUACUGGAGAUUAAAAAAAUGGAAAUUUUUGUGGCUUACUCUUGUGGGCCCCUGACAAUGACUGAUUUCAAGUUUGAUUUCUGGUUGAUAGAAAGAAAGUUGCUUUUCUUUUAAGAAUUAAAAACUUUGGCUUGAUUUCUUUUUUCCCUUUGCUUAUAUCUAGCAUUAGAAUUUUGUCUUAAAAUACAGCGGUAAGUUUCACUUUUUAUUCUGUAUUGUGCAGUUACACAAUAAGAUAAUUAGACUUAGAAGUACUCAGUCACUUUAAGUGGAUAAAUGUAUUAGUUAAACUUUAGGAGUUUGCUUUUUUGCUGUUUAGAUCGAGGUUUUUUCUGACCCUUCUGUCCUCAUUGUGAACAUAACCGUGUAGUUGAAACAGUCAGACUUAUUUUUGUAAUGUAUGUUACUGUGUGAUGCGGUUUUUUGCUUCUGUCUCCAAUAUUAAACCAUUUUCCUAAUAAUUGUUUCUCUCUCUGCGUGUUGUAUCGUUGGUGGUCAUUCUGUGUUGGUGAUGCAUCUACACACCUCACUGUUGCACGUAUGUUUUUUUCUAUAUGUUGUGUAAAAAGAUACAGUCGAUUCCACCUAAGUGAAUAUCUGAUUUGGGAGACGAGGAAACUGCGCAUCCCACCCCCUGGUUCAUGCAUAGCCUACCCUAACCGCUGCUUCCAGGGCAAUACGCCUUUUCCCAGUGAUUCAUCCAAUCUGCCUACAGGGCUGGACUUGGCGAGGCCUUUAAGGGCUUUUGACCACAUGUGUUCCUUUCCCUUUGCUCCCCUCUCCCUCAUACCCACAGUUCCUAACCAACCUUAGGAAGAGCAGAAGCGGUAGACCCAGGGUUUCUUCUGUCUGUCCUCAAGUCCCAAGUCAUAUCACUACAGUCAAACUUAGAAAGGGAUCGUCUUUGCAAGAGGUGAGCCCUCAGGGAAGGACAGAAUAAAACUAGCUGAUCAACAGGGGCAUAAAAAGAGUUAAACUUGGCUGUCUGCUACAUCAGUUGAUAUAUGGAUAGAAAUGCAUUUCUUCAUGCUAAUCAUUUUAAUCCAGGUGUAGCUUCAAUUAUUACAACUGACAGACAUGGGAAGACUGCCAGGUUCUCUAGUGAAAGCAGAAAUGAAUAAGGGAGGUUGGGUGGGGGACUUGUAGAGUUGUAGCUCAUGAUGCCAUAGGUCCAUGUUCCCUCCUGGGUGGACACAGGAUAGGAACGAGCUGGGCUCCCACUGUCCCCCAGCCCCUGAUCAGAGAACAUCCCCACUCUCCCUGCAGUGAGAGCCACAAGCCUACCUUGCUCAGGAAUCUGGCUCCCCUCAAGGUGUUCCUCACAGAUACCAUGGCUGUCUACUCUCCUCCCUCCUCUUCUCACUCCUCCUAACCUUUCAGUACACACAUCAGGUCACCCUGAGCCUGGUACAGCUCUGGCUGCCCACCCUCUGAUUUCAGAAGGCCCCUCAGGCCCCUGUUCUUCAGUCAGAUCAGCAACCUCGGGCCUACCAAGCAGAAGAAGGUGGCUCUUUCCUUAGGCUGCACACCUCACCGGGAAUGAGUUUCAGAGUUCUAAACCUACACUGAGGGAAGCUGAUUUCUAGUGAUGCUUCUGCUGUCCGUCUCACUGCCUAGUCAGUCUGCCUCUGAAGGGCACUGCUUCUGUUAGCGAGGAAAGAUGGGCACGGUGUGAUGGCUUUUCCUGUCUUUUCUGGAAGAAGGGGUGGCAUAAGGGAGGGGAAACUGGGGAAAGAGGAUGAUCACAUUCUCCCCAGGGUGUGUUUCUUCUGGAAGUGCAAAUAUGGCCACCAUUCAACACAAGGCAUAACGUUCACGCACAGAAAGACAAAGUGGGUUUCCCCACCGAAGACACAAAGGCUCGUUCCUGUAAGCACGUGUGACCAUCAAGUUGGCCACUACUUAAAUUCGCACUCGGUGUUGAUUCUGUAAAACCCCACUAUGGCGUGAGCAGGUCUGUCUACGGCCCGCACACAGACCACUUUGAGAAACCACAGAACCAUAUACAUUUCCUGGCUGGUGGACGCCACAUUGCCUGCCAGGCCACAGCAAUGGGGUGUGAGCCGCAGGCUCAUAGCUAGCAAGCUAGGCGAUGCAGUGAACAUACGCGGACCAUGAAUCGUUCCUGAUAAGUGAAUAAAACAUUGUGGCCAGACAAUCAGCUUAUUCACUUAUCAGGAAUCGACUGUUCUACUAAUUCACUGUUUUUGUUUUUCAUUUCUGUUGUAAUUCACUAUUUUUGCUGUGUUCUGUUUUUUUUCCUCUCAUGCUUGGGCAAAAUCACUGGGAAUAUUAUCUUCAUGUGACCAUGAACCAUUUCUAUUGAGUGAAAAUGGUAUCUUAACAAAAUCUAUGCACUUGCUAUCAGGAACACAAUACUGGAUGUGUCUUAUAUAUAUUGAACUAUAUAGUACUCGAUUUCUUAAAUAAAGCUUAAGAAAGGA